Messenger RNA from Paralichthys olivaceus (Japanese flounder), 3294 nucleotides. The record is from RefSeq and is a predicted model, not a curated record. Lineage: Eukaryota; Metazoa; Chordata; Actinopteri; Pleuronectiformes; Paralichthyidae.
UCCCAGGGAAGAAAUGUGGCUCCAUCAUCCUGUCUGCAGAGGAGCUGAGCAAUUGUCGAGACAGCGCCACUAUGCAGUUCUGUGCUAACAAGCUGGACAAGAAGGACUUCUUUGGCAAGUCGGACCCUUUCAUGGUGUUCUACAGAAGCAACGAGGAUGGAACGUUUACAAUCUGCCAUAAGACAGAGGUGGUGAAGAACACAUUAAAUCCAGUGUGGCAGCCUUUCACGAUCCCGGUACGAGCCCUCUGCAAUGGAGACUAUGACAGAACAAUCAAGGUGGAGGUGUAUGACUGGGAUCGGGAUGGCAGCCAUGACUUCAUCGGGGAUUAUACGACCAGCUACCGAGAGCUAGCUCGAGGGCAGAGCCAGUUCAAUGUUUACGAGGUGAGUAUUCCACUGAUGCCCCCGUUCAAAAUGAAGCUUUAUUUACAUUGUUCCACUGCAACUUUGUUACACUGUUUAAUUAAUACUGAGGUUAGCAGGGUCAGGCUGUGGACGCAGAUCAAUUUCACUGUGGCCAUCGAUUUCACAGCAUCUAAUGGUAACCCCUCUCAGUCUACAUCGCUGCAUUACAUGAACCCAUAUCAGCUGAAUGCCUACGCCAUGGCCCUGAAGGCUGUCGGUGAGAUCAUUCAGGACUACGACAGCGACAAGAUGUUCCCCGCGCUGGGAUUUGGAGCCAAGCUGCCCCCUGAUGGACGGGUGUCACACGAGUUUCCCCUGAACGGAAACAUGGAAAAUCCAUACUGCAAUGGUAUUGAAGGCAUCUUAGAGGCAUACCACCAGAGUUUAAAGACAGUGCAGCUCUACGGGCCAACUAACUUUGCUCCUGUGGUGAACCAUGUGGCCAGGUAUGCGGCAGCAGUGCAGGACGGCUCUCAGUACUUUGUACUCCUCAUCAUCACAGACGGUGUCAUUUCCGACAUGGCCCAGACCAAAGAGGCCAUUGUGAAUGGUGCCAAGCUUCCCAUGUCCAUCAUCAUAGUUGGAGUGGGUCAAGCUGAGUUUGAUGCUAUGGUGGAGCUGGAUGGUGAUGACAUCAGGAUCUCGUCCCGAGGGAAACUGGCAGAAAGAGACAUUGUUCAGUUUGUUCCCUUCAGAGAUUAUAUGGACCGGACAGGUAACCACGUGUUAAGCAUGGCGCGGCUCGCCAAAGACGUGCUAGCAGAGAUCCCCGACCAGUUCAUCUCCUACAUGAAGAGCAGAGGGAUCAAACCCAAUCCGGCGCCCCCCCCAUACACACCGCCCGGGCACACACACCACCACACACAGAUAUAAAACACCGCCCCCUGGCUUCUCCCUAAGGACUGACAGCAUGCAGCAGCCACUCAGAGUCCAGUGGAAACUCUCUACCUACUGUUUUUUGCAAACAGGAGUCACCACUCCAGGAAAUGGGUGUUGAGUUGUGUGCCGUAUCCUCAGAGUAAUUGAGCAGCAUUUCAAAUGUUUUUUUUCUGUGAUAUUUGUAUUUGGCUGGUUUCUCUUGAGGAGAGGCUGCAGUCUUUACAGGACUCGUUGGUCAGAUACUUUUAUUCCACAACGAGGCAGUGACUGUUUCAUGUCUAAUUUGACAGCAGGUUGGUUCAAAAAGGUCAUGUUGUGGUUAAAACUCGUGCCUGUCUGUGGUUGUUUCUCUAAGUAUAUCAGGACAUGUGAACUUUGACCUCAGCCUUGCUCGUCAGUUGGUUGUGUGCCUAAUACAGUGACAUUUUUAGGCACCUUUUCUCCCUCCUGUAAUUAGUUUUAUAUUUGGGGAAUUAUCUCAGAGUCUGCUAAUGCCUCGGUAAUAAUGGAGGAAAAACAACAGGUGUGUAGUUUACAGCGUAUUACGUUAAUCAGGCUUUUCAUACCACAAUGUAUCUCCUCCUCUCUUCUUUAUUAAGUAAUUGUUUAUAAGAGCAUGUUGUAUGAGAAUUUUAUUCCCCAUAUCCAGUAUAUUUAUUCUCGAAUGUUAUUCUGAGUGGCAUGGACAUUUCAUAGAUCUCUUUUGAAUACCAUAAACUUUAUCAAUUUUGAAGUGGUCAGCAACGAUCUUGAAGUGAUUGCAUAUAAAAAGCACAAACUGUCUCACUAAGAAUUAUGAUGAUGCCAUACCAGGUUUAUCACAUCUAAUCACUCUGAGUGCGGAUCGUCUCGGAGCAAAGGACCCAAUUGAUUAAUGCAAGCCAUAUAUCUUUGUACUGCAGCUGCAUUUCAAAAUAUAAUCUGAAACAGGCAUGUUUAGGGUCUUCGUCCUGUAUGGACAUUCAGACCAGGGAGGAUGCACAAGAAGAGUGUUAUGUAAUGCAUCAUAGACAAUUUAAAGCUUUUAAACCUCUUAGAUUUUUAUGUUAUUCAUUUUGUAAUGUAUUGUAAUUACAAAACGUAUUAGCACCCAAGCAAAAUGCAGAUCAUAUAAAGGGGAGAUAAGAAAAAGUUGCAGAAUAUGACACAACAUUAAGUUAGUAUUUACCAAUGCUGGAUUAUCAGCUAAGAAAAGUAUCCCAGAAACCAAGUGAUUCACUCUGGGCAUUAACUUACCUUGUUAUUUGAUAAGUGGCCAUUGAUUGGGAAUAAACAUCACAAUAGCACAAUAUAUACAGAUAUAAUAACUGCCUUAAGUGAUAGUUAUAACCUAAUCUUCAUGACCUGCAGUCUGUAGUGGGGCAUUAUGUCAAAAUCUAGUUUUCUUACCUUUAUUUUUUCAGUAGAUAUUAAACAUCUCAGUUAAGACAAAAAACCAGGUCGAUACUACUUUUUUCAAACGAAAACGAUCUCUGUCCACGUGAACGUUAUGGCUCCUUUUCGGUUUUAAACCUGAAAACGCAUGUCACGUGACCACUACAGUUGGACCCAGGAUUUACCAACAUGAGCCUUUUGGUCAUGUGAUAGGAGCCUGACCGAUCAGCAAAGGCUACGAAGUGACUGAAAAGAACCAAUCAGCAAGCGGCUGUCAGUGUCUCAGUGUUUCCGAACAUCUGUGCUUCUGCCUGUCCAGAUGAAAAUGCAGCCCAGGAGUUUUCAAACUAAACGUAGCAGAGUUGAUGCAUUUUCAAAUGAAAACAAAGUAUUGAUGUAGCCACAGAGCAACUGGAACAGGAUGGUAUUACAAUGUAGAGACACUGGAUGGUUUUAGGCGGUUGUUGGUAAUUGAAAGAGCCCUCAGUAAAUCUUUGCUCCAUGACUUAAAGCACAGUGUGUAGAAUUGUGUGAUAUCUAGUGUUGAAGUUGCAUGUUGCAGCUGAACACCCCUCACCUCACCCUCCCCUUCCAAACAUGAAAAAGAACCUGUGGUAGCUUCAGUUGUCAUAAA